Molecule: messenger RNA, 3718 nt
Organism: Rana temporaria (common frog)
Lineage: Eukaryota; Metazoa; Chordata; Amphibia; Anura; Ranidae
Gene: PGGT1B
Product: protein geranylgeranyltransferase type I subunit beta
Exons: 9
Coding region: 48-1163 (371 amino acids)
Biological process (GO): protein geranylgeranylation
Cellular component (GO): CAAX-protein geranylgeranyltransferase complex
Molecular function (GO): CAAX-protein geranylgeranyltransferase activity
Source: RefSeq, a predicted model, not a curated record
GAUUUCCGCCUGUCCCGGAAGUGCUGAGGGACAAGGCAGGAGGGGAGAUGGCGGAGGAGGAAGAUGAGUUACUCGGGGAGCGGUUACUUUUCCUGCCGGAUCGCCAUGUGCGCUAUUUCCAGCGGAGCCUGCAGGCUCUCCCCGAGCAGUAUGCCUCCCUGGAGACCAGCAGGUUAACUAUCGCAUUUUUUGCACUGUCUGGGCUGGACAUGUUGGAUUCGUUGCAUGUGUUGGACAAGGAUGAGAUCAUUGAAUGGAUAUAUUCCCUCCAAGUCCUUCCCACUGAAGAAAAAUCAAAUUUAAGUCAAUGUGGAUUUCGGGGCUCAUCAUGUUUGGGAUUACCUUUCAACCCAUCAAAGGGCCAUGGAAUCUAUCACCCUUAUGAUAGCGGACACAUAGCAAUGACAUACACAGCUCUAUGUAGCUUGCUGAUACUUGGAGAUGACUUGAGCCUGGUGAAUAAAGAAGCAUGUCUUGCAGGGCUGAGGGCCCUUCAGCUUCAGGAUGGAAGUUUCUGUGCAGUACCUGAGGGCAGCGAGAAUGACAUGAGGUUUGUGUACUGUGCUUCCUGCAUUUGCUACAUACUUAAUGACUGGUCAGGAAUGAAUAUGGAGAAAUCUAUUGAGUACAUUAGAAGAAGCAUGUCAUAUGAAAAUGCACUGGGUCAAGGAGCUGGUCUGGAAGCUCAUGGUGGUUCCACAUUUUGCGGAAUUGCUUCUCUUUGUCUCAUGGGAAAGCUUGAAGAUGUAUUUUCUGAGAAAGAAUUAAACAGAAUACGAAGAUGGUGUAUCUUGAGGCAACAAAAUGGUUUCCAUGGGAGACCCAAUAAACCAGUUGACACCUGUUACUCCUUUUGGGUGGGAGCAACUUUAAUGCUGUUGAAUAUCUUCAACUACACAAAUUUUGAGAAAAACAGAAAUUUUAUCCUUUCUACCCAGGACCGCCUUGUUGGAGGUUUUGCUAAAUGGCCAGAUAGUCACCCAGAUGCCUUGCAUGCAUAUUUUGGGAUCUGUGGCCUUUCGCUGAUGGGAGAGUCUGGCAUUAAUGAAAUCCACCCAGCACUGAAUGUAAGCUUAAAAACUUAUAAACAUCUUCAGCAGCUCCAUGAAGCCUGGAAAGCCAAGAAAUGUGAAAAGAGUUCAAACCAUCUCAGCAGUGACUGAUAUACAGCUACAUUGUGUUAAGUUGGAGAAUCAUAGCUCUUAUUCUAAGCCAUGUAUUAACCAAGUGAGCUUCUUUUGUACUGGAGUAAUUGGAUCAAAGUGUCUUUGGUCAGUAACACUGUAUUCUAAAAGUACAUUCAACCACUUCUGUACGCUAAUGGAAAAAAAUGUUGGCCCUUGUAACUUUUAAGUGCUAAUUAUGCAGUAACCAAUAGCAGACAAUCUGAAACUUGUACCAGUCUGACUUUGAAUUCUGAUUGGUUGCUGAGCUUAACCAUUUGCAAUUAAGAAAAUGAACUCUAUUUAAUAGAACUGAUAAUUUAAUGAGUUAUUUUAAGGUAAUUACUUUCAUUAGAAAAAUAGCUUAACCUUGGUCUUCAAAAUGAAAGCAAUGACUUAUUAAGAAAUGAGGGUAUUUUUACUACAUUUGUCCUGUGUGAUGCACAUUGAAUUCUGUUAUCUGUUUGUUUGUACCGUCAGUAUUACUAGUUUAUUCAGUCGGAGAAUACACAAUGACCUGGAGUCUGCAGAGAAACCGUAAUGAUUGGUGAGUGAUGUGAAAGCUAGAAAAGAAGAACGCAUCUAAGCUCUAUUGCCACUUAUAUACCUAUAUGGCACAAUCGUGAUACAAUUUAAAACAAAUAAUUGCCCAGGAAAAUCAAGAUUGAUAAAAAAGUGGUCUAUAGUCAUGUGAAAAUGUAAGCAAUUCAGACUUUUUGAACCCAUCUGAAAAGGCAAAUAUUAGAUCUUAAUUCAAACAGUGCUUGUAUGAUGAUAUGCUUAAAUAUCAAGGGAACUUGCUUUUUUAAUUAUUCAACAACCAUAUCAAUAUAUUAAUGGUGUACUGUGGGAAAAGCAAAUACACCCUUGGCCUCAGACGCUUGACCACUUCACCAUACAAAAUGUUUGUGGAUUUUCUUGAAUGAACUGCCCCUUUCAAAUCCCUCACAACAUUUGAAUGGGAUUCAAAUUGGGGCUUUGACUAGACAAUUCACCAUUUCUUCUUGUUUGAGCCAUUCUUUGGUGGAUUUGGUAGUGUUUUAGAUAAUUAUUGUGUUGAAAGAUCCAUUUCUGGUUCAACUUCAGCCUUUCUCAUCAUACACAUUUUAUUAUGAUGCAGAAUUCAUAUUGGCUAAUAACUCUUAUCUUUCAUGCACCCAUGAGUCUACAGCACAUCUAUCCAUUAAAUCUGGUCUUUGCCUAUAUGUUCAACAUUACAAUCUGUAGUCUUGCUCUAAUGUUCUUUUUGAGCAGCAAAAACUUUUUCCUGAUACACCACCCAUGCAAGGUUGAAUUGGUGCAAUUUCUUAUUGUAGAUGCAUGCACUUUGCACUUUUACAACGCCUAUACCUGCACAUCCCAUGAUUAAAUUUUGGAAUUCUUGGACGUUUUAGAAUCCUACACUCAGCUUUUGAACAAAAUUUGUGGGUCAGCCAGUGCCGGACGAAUUACCAGUUGUUUGAAAUCUUGCACAAUUUGUUGAAUAACGUCUUUUACAGUGGAAUGUUUGAUUUCAAAUAGUUUGGCAAUUUUGAAUCCUUUGCCAGACUAGGGUAUCGAUUACGGUAUCUUUUGAGGGCUUCAGAGAGCUCUUUUGAUCUUGAUAAAACAACACAACACACCAACACCUGAAUACUGUGUCCCUAAUGGAGGUUCUAAAUAUUGGCAUCUAAUCUAGAACAUGGAAGUUUAAGGGUUGAUAAAUGUAGGUGUAUACCCAACUUUUUCCAUGUACCAAAUUGAGUUUUCAUUAUUUCAAUUAGAUUAUGAGAAUGUAUACAGCAUGUCAGUUUUUUAUCUGCAUUCACUGUGAUGAAGAUCUAAUAUUUGUUUGUUCAAAAACGUAAAAAUUCCCAAGUGGUGUACUUUUUAACACAGCUGUAUGCAUAGUAACAGGUAUAGGCACAAACCAUUUUGGUCUGAUCUGGUCCUAGACUGUAUAUUAAGUGCUCUCAUUAUGUUAAAAGACAAACAGUGAUUAUUUAUGUUUAAUAAUUUCAGCAGCUUUUCUUUUUUUUAAGGUUUUAUCAUAAUGUCAGGGUCCUUGAAAUGUACAUUCUGACAAUGAAGUAUUCUAUAACUUUGGGACCUUGAGACAUUUUAUCGAAUAGCUGCUUGUGUCAGAUGUUUAGGGCACUGAGAUUGCCUUAGGAAAUAGAGGGGUUCCAGCAGGAACCACUCAAGUGCUUUUUGUAACCCGUCUGCAUCAGAAAAUUUCAUUUAGAAUUGAACUGUCCACUGAAGGCAUAUCCCUCACCUUUCCAUCCAUAUAGAGUGUGUGUAAUGUAAUAUAUACACACACUGUCCAAAAGCCUCAGUAGAAAGAACUGUUGCAGCAUCGAUCAUGAAAUCGCCAUACAUCAUGUCCUGAAUACCCCAAAUGUCUCAGUGUAGAACCUCCACUGUCUGGUGAAAGCAGUUUUGCAUGUUUGACAUAGGAAUACCAUAUACAGGGCUACACAACAAUUUAUGUCCACGUUUCUCGCACAGUAUUGCCUAGUACUGACCACAGAAUGUGUGCUUUUUGCUGCAGUAAAAAAUAUUAUUUAACCAAA